GCCAAUAUGUGUGUUCACUGUUGAUAGUUGAUACUUCAAUUCAAUAGUUCAUAGUUUCAUACACCUUUAGAUCUUACUCUAACCACCCGGCGGCGUUGAAAUUUAUUGUUUCUGUGGUUAUUUAAGUACAUGAUUUUAUAUAUAAUAAUUAACCAGCAGCGAUGAUAAUUUAUUAUUUUGUGUUGGUUGAAAUUACUUGUAGACAAUAGGAACCUAUCUGUUUUGUUUAUUCUACGCAGCAUUUUAUUGUAACAAAAACCAUCAUAAAAAAAUCACGCUGUAUAAAAUCAUGAAUGAAAACAAAAUGAAUAAUGAUAAGGCUGAAGAAAUUAAUGACCAAAACCAAGACCCUCAAAUAUCUAUUAAAGUAGACAAUGAAGUAAUUCAACUUCCACGAUCAAAGUUUGAUGAAAUAUUAGAUAGAGAAAUCACUAAAUAUAUCUUGAACAAUGAGGCUGCUGACGAAAAUAUUAUUGACCCAAAAGAGUUGGUAAAUGUUGAGGUUUGGAAAAAAAAAUUUGAAAAGUUGAGUAUUGAGGCAACAGUUUUUCAUAAGGUUGUAAAACGAUUGGAAAAAGAUUUAAAAAGAAAUAAGUUUGCUCAACCAAAAAGAUGUACAUAUUUAACAUUUGGUCAAAAUGUUAACGUUUACAAUCAAUUGGAAAGACAAAUAGACACUGUCCGUGGGAAUACUAUAAAGGAUCAUGAAAUAUUUACAAUAUCUUCAGAUAGUGAAGAUCAGUCAAUCAUUAUCACUGAUACAUCAAUAACCAAACCAACAACAAUGACAAAAAUUGAUAAUACUAAUUUGAGUAAUUCAGAAUCGGAUAAUAGUUCCAAAAAGUUGAAUAUAAAAUAUAAGCCAUGUCCGAAAUCCAAAAAAAAAAAUUCUAAACGUAACUUAAAAGUAAAACUUAAUGGUACCAAUAAAGUAAUGCCAUUAAAUACUGAAUUAGACCAAAAAAACUUAACUACUGUAAAAUGCUUAUCUACAAUCAGGUGUAAACGAAAACCUGGGCCAAAAUCAAAAACAAUGUUUGUUGAUGAUAUGAUUUCUUCCUAUUCUUACAGUAAGGAACCUGAUGAAAAAAAAAUGUGUUUAAAUAAAGGUAUUAAUGACGAAAAAUCAAAAACAACAAAUUUGUCAAAUUGUAAUUCAUCAAAAAAAGAAGUUACUAAAAACCCUAAUAUUCGCCCUAAGUUUUCAAGUUCAAAGUAUCCACCACCGUAUCCUUUAGUACCGCCACAUAAUACACAACCAUCAUGGAAAAACUUGCCACCAACACCUAAUAUGUCAAUUAAAGUUUCCGGAAAUAAAGUAACAUUAUCAUGGAAUUUGAAUUUGUCUUUGCCAACUGCAGAAAUCAAGAUGUAUGAACUGUUUGUAUGUCAAGAAACAGAUGCACGUCCAGACGUGUCAAUGUGGAAAAAGAAGGGUAAUAUAGAAGCAAAAACGUUGCCUAUGGCUUGUGAACUAGAAAUGUUUGAGUUAGGCUAUAUUUAUUAUUUUAUUCUGAGAGCGGUGGAUGUUCACAAUAGAUGUGCCCCUUUUGCUUUACAACAAAUUAAGAUCUAGAUUAACAAUUUUACUAAGUAUGUUAAAUAUUAAACCAUUUAUUAUAACUAAGUUAUUAGCCAAUUGGUUAAGUAUUGUGUAAUAAUAUUUUUGAAAUGUAUAAUUAAAUAACCUAACCUUGUUUUAGUAAUUUAAUGUCGAGGAUAUAUUUUUAUAUUUAUGAAAUAUUAAAUAUAAACCUUUUAAAUUUGUUCCACUGUAAACCAUUGCCUAUUGAUAUCUAUUAUUUUUACCUGCAUAUUUAAAACAAGGAAUAAUUUGAUUUUUGUAAUUAUAUUUCAUUCAAUACUAUGUACAAAUAAAGUAUUUGCUUACCUAUUAA
Molecule: messenger RNA, 1898 nt
Organism: Aphis gossypii (cotton aphid)
Lineage: Eukaryota; Metazoa; Arthropoda; Insecta; Hemiptera; Aphididae
Product: activating transcription factor 7-interacting protein 2-like
Exons: 3
Coding region: 290-1576 (428 amino acids)
Biological process (GO): regulation of DNA-templated transcription
Cellular component (GO): transcription regulator complex; nucleus
Molecular function (GO): protein binding; transcription coregulator activity
Source: RefSeq, a predicted model, not a curated record